UACGCUCUCAAAACCCAAAACAUUUUUCACAAUUCACACAAAAUCUCCCAACAAAACUCUGAUAAAUGCAAGAGAAAAAACCAGCAAUGGCAGCAAAGAAGAAAACAAAUCUCUUAGAUCACAACUCAAUCAAACACCUGCUCGACGAGUCAGUCACCGAGAUUGUUACGAGCCGCGGAUACGUGGAGAAUGUUCGGCUGAGCAAUUUUAGACUUUUUAUGGGAGCUAUUAUUAUAGCUAUUGCUCUUGUUGCUCAGUUUUACAAGAAGAAGUUCCCGGAGAAUCGAGAGUUUUUGAUUGGCUGCAUCGUUUUGUAUGUAGUAUUCAAUGGACUGUUGCAGCUGAUUGUAUACACAAAAGAGAAGAACGCAUUCUUGUUUACAUAUCCUCCAAAUGGAUCUUACACUAGCACUGGUUUAGUGGUGUCCUCAAAGUUACCCAGAUUUUCUGACCAGUACACACUUAGCAUAGCAAGUGCAGAUCCUAAAUCAAUUUCAGCUGGAAAACCAGUGGAGUUUACAAAGAGCGUCACUCAAUGGUUCACCAAGGAUGGAGUCUUAGUGGAAGGAUUGUUCUGGAAAGCCGUUGAAGGGCUAAUUAAUGAUUAUGCAGCAGAGCCAAAGAAGAGCAAAUGAUAUAACGAUUGACAGAUAAGUCGACAGCUUAGACAGAUCAAACAUUGCAUUAUUGUGCUUGAUAUGGUUGUUUAUUGAAAUUAUGGUUCUUGCAUCCAAAAUUUUCGAACCAAACUAAAUUAAUCAACUUGCAUUAUAUUUGGAACAAAAUUUCAUGAUAGUUUAAUGUUUUCGGACAA
Messenger RNA from Mercurialis annua (annual mercury), 814 nucleotides. Its product is annotated as signal peptidase complex subunit 2. The transcript has 5 exons. The coding region runs from base 66 to 635 and encodes 189 amino acids. NCBI's taxonomy places the organism in Eukaryota, Viridiplantae, Streptophyta, Magnoliopsida, Malpighiales, Euphorbiaceae. The record is from RefSeq and is a predicted model, not a curated record. Gene Ontology annotation, biological process: protein targeting to ER. Gene Ontology annotation, cellular component: signal peptidase complex; membrane.